Messenger RNA from Drosophila obscura, 378 nucleotides. RefSeq names its product probable ATP-dependent RNA helicase ddx42. Lineage: Eukaryota; Metazoa; Arthropoda; Insecta; Diptera; Drosophilidae. The coding region runs from base 1 to 378 and encodes 125 amino acids. The record is from RefSeq and is a predicted model, not a curated record. The transcript has a single exon.
AUGGAAGCGGGACACUUCAAUAACAUGAACGAAGCUGUCUCCAAGUUCGUAAACAGUUGCACAGAUGCAACCGGUAAAACUGAUACCGUACUGUACUAUAAUCGGCAGAGUAAUAACUCAUAUAGAGGAAACUCAUACCGAGGCGGAAGCCGAGGUGGAUACCAAGGUAAUUACCGAGGUAGUUAUCAAAGUAGCCAAAGCCGAGGACGCGGAAAUUUCAGAGGAAAUUUUCGACGUUACAACAAUAGUAAUAACAACAAUACAAACUAUAGCGGAAACAACCGUCAGAACGGUGGAUUCUAUAGUGGUAAUAAUGCCAACUCCAACAGGCAAAAUAAUAAUGUCCGACAGGUGCAAACCACACCGGAAAACCAGUAA